Lampris incognitus (smalleye Pacific opah) is the source of this 7081-nucleotide messenger RNA. RefSeq names its product v-maf avian musculoaponeurotic fibrosarcoma oncogene homolog K (gene mafk). Gene Ontology annotation, cellular component: nucleus. The coding region runs from base 175 to 654 and encodes 159 amino acids. NCBI's taxonomy places the organism in Eukaryota, Metazoa, Chordata, Actinopteri, Lampriformes, Lampridae. Gene Ontology annotation, molecular function: DNA-binding transcription factor activity, RNA polymerase II-specific; RNA polymerase II cis-regulatory region sequence-specific DNA binding. Gene Ontology annotation, biological process: regulation of transcription by RNA polymerase II. The transcript is spliced from 3 exons. The record is from RefSeq and is a predicted model, not a curated record.
UUCUAGAACGGCGAUACGUCGCAGUCCGCACGCCGGACGUUUUUUGGCCGAGUGUGUCACGAAAAACCUCCGUUCACACCGGUAUACGGACUUCGCAAGUUUCUUACGAGCUCCCGUCACAGAUUAUCUGCGUUUAAGAGUGGGACCUCGGUGUGAUUCAGGCCCGCUGUUUGGAUGCAGGGUAUGACGACUCAUUUCAAAUCGAACAAAGCUUUAAAGGUGAAGAGGGAGGCGGGCGAGAAUGCCCCGGUGCUCAGCGACGAUGAGCUGGUGGCCAUGUCGGUGCGGGAGCUCAACCAACACCUGCGCGGGCUGACCAAGGAGGACGUGGUCAGGCUGAAGCAGCGGCGACGGACCCUGAAGAACCGAGGCUACGCCGCCAGCUGCCGCAUCAAGCGAGUCACCCAGAAGGAGGAGCUGGAGAGGCAAAAGACGGAGCUGCAGCAGGAGGUGGACAAGCUGGCCCGCGAGAAUGCCAGCAUGAGGCUGGAGCUGGAUGCCCUGAGAGCCAAGUACGAGGCUCUGCAGUGCUUUGCCCGGACUGUGACCCGCGGGCCCCUCUCCCCUGGCAAGGUCGCCACCACCAGCGUCAUCACUAUCGUCAAGUCCGCCAACCACGGCUCCAACCCAGCCCCCUUCUCGGCCCACUCCUAGUGAUGACAGGACUGGGCUCUCCUUGUUCACCGCCUGGUCCUUACCGGUUCUGACCCAGCCUUAAUGUAUAGGAGAGGUUCACUUUUUUUCCGUCAAACCAAGACCUCAUGAAAAACACCGUCGGGUAUUGUUUAGAACCAUGCAAACAAAAAGGAAAAUUCAUUGAUCGCUUCAGCGCUGAAAAUUUUACUGCUCCGCUGAUUCCUCUUUGCUGGGCUUCCACGAAGUCCAGUGGGGCGAUUGCUUGAGCCUGUCAAAACCAUGCUAUAUCUCCUUUUUGAAACUGGAAGCUCACGUAACAGUAAGAUAUGCCUUUAUGCUCCCUUGAGAAAAAGAAACAUGGUCCCAAAGCGUGUUUCUGUCGAGCGAAAAUUACUUCAUCUUGUACUUCCACCAAUACUGCAGCCUUGUUGCAUCUGCUGCGGUUUACUCUGGAAAUACAUGGCUGUAGAUAAUGCUGUGAGGCUGCCACAUCUGCAAAAGGUAUUUCCAAAUUUGAUAUUACAUGGGGGCGGCACGGUGGCGCAGUGGUUAGCGCGGUCGCCUCACAGCAAAAAGGUCCUGGGUUCGAGCCCUGGGGUAGUCCAUCCUUGGGGCUCAUCCCGAGUCGUCCUCUGUGUGGAGUUUGCAUGUUCUCCCCGUGUCUGCGUGGGUUUCCUCCGGGUGCUCCGGUUUCCUCCCACAGUCCAAAGACAUGUAGGUCAGGUGAAUCGGCCAUACUAAAUUGUCCCUAGGCGUGAACGUGCCAGCCCUGUGAUGAUGGACUGGUGGCCUGUCCAGGGUGUCUCCCAGCCUGCCGCCCAAUGACUGCUGGGAUAGACUCCAGCAUCCUGCGACCCCAAUUGGGAUAAAUGGCUUGGAUAAUGGAUGGAUGGAGAUAUGGUUUUUGAUUGCUCCAUCGGACUGUGUUGAAAGCCCAGUGAGAAGACUCAGCAAAAAAGGCAAAUUUCUCAAUACUGAAGGGAUCAGUGAAGUUUGUACUUUUGUUUUAAGUUUAGUUUUAUACUAUGCCCGGCAACAUUUUUCCUGAUGUUCUGGUUCGAAAUAAAGUGAACUCUUCCUUUAACCCACCCGUCCUGCGCUGAGGAGAUGCUCCGUGAUUUGUAGACUGAAGGAUGGAGCAAGGUGGGCAAGCUCCUAUGGGACAUUAUGCUGCAUUCACUUCUAUCUCUCUCUUCCUUCUCUCUUACAAAGUGGACGUUGUCUGUGCACUGUGCAACCCCCAACCCCCCCCCCCCCACACACACACACACACACACAUCCACACACUCCCACCCCCGCCCCUGCACCCAGGCACUGGCAGGGCAUUGGACCUCUCUGACCCCAUACCUCCAUGACUGAAAGCAAAGAUUCGCUCUUCCUGCGAUGUGGGCGAGGGUUUGACGUGUCGGCCCCUCCAGCCCUUCAGACAGCUCUGGUUCUCUGCUAUGCUGUGUUGUACGGAAAUAGCAUCAGAGAUCUCAAGUCACAUGUACGUGACAGUUGAAAGCUGUCGAGUCUAAAGCCAAAUAUUUUACUAAUUCCGUCUAGGAAAGCACAUAUUUACCAGGGUCUCAAUGUAAAUUGAGCCAUUGAACCUUUUUUUUUUCCCAUGAAGAGGAUCAACGAGCGAUGGCUGUAAAACGAAAAGCGAAUUGUGCGUUAAUGAGAAAGUCAUACUAGAAAACAUGACGUCUGUAUUUACUCCAGGGAAGGCUUGAUGCAUCAAGCUGAUGUAUGGCCUAGUUGUGGAGUUUAGCUGUUUUAAAAAAAAAAAAAAAACUCCUCUGCCAUUUAAGCAUGUGAAAAACCCCACAUCACACUAGAUAAUAGUCGUGAACAGGGAACUGGGCACCCGCCAGCAGUAAGUGAGUAUUAAAAAGGUCGUUCAGAUUUUAAAAGGGGCUCAUCUGUGUUAUUGAUCAAAAAAACAUUUCAGUUGUUUUAGCUUGUCAGUGGGCGGCACGUGACACAGUGGUUAGUGCGGUUGCCUCACAGCAAGAAGGUCCUGGGUUCGAGCCCUGGGGUAGUCCAAUGUUGGGGGUCAUCCCGGGUCGUCCUCUGUAUGGAGUUUUCAUGUUCUCCACGUGUCUGCGUGGGUUUCCUCCGGGUGCUCCGGUUUCUUCCCACAGUCCAAAGACAUGUAAGUCAGGUGAAUUGGCCAUACUAAAUUGUCCUUAGGUGUGAAUGUGCCGGCCCUGUGAUAGACUGGUGGCCUGUCCAGGGUGUCUCCCAGCCUGCCACCCAAUGACUUCUGGGAUAGGCUCCAGCAUCCCCGUGACGAGAAUUCGGAUAAGCGGCUUGGCUUGGAUAAUGGAUGGAUGGAUAGCUUGUCAGUGAAGCAGGUUGCAUCAGUAUUUUGGGCCAGUUAUCGUCAUAUGUUCAUCUGCAGAAGGUUUGCAGCUUUAAAGUCAGUUGGACUGAUCUGUCUUUUUUAAGACUGAAUAAGAAACGUGGCCACUUCAGAGUACUGUCCAAACAGUGAUCUUUUGAGCCGACAGACACCAUAAAAUUCUGCUUUUGACAUUACUAGGAACCCACAAUGCUGAAGCAACCAUCUCUUUUUAUUUUCAUUGCCCACUCGCUGGGAUGCCACGAUAAAUCAGAUGUACCGCUUGAAACAGCUGAACAAUCCUAUUUAAUCCCUACUGUUUUCCACCGGUGGCCAGCAGCUAGUGAGCCCGUGAGGUUUUUUCUGCAUGGCAGUAACAUCUAACAUGCCCCCGGUCCACGUCACUACACAACACUUACUACCCAGUUGUAAAGACUCGGUAUGAAAGUGAAAGAGCCCAGACGGCCUGUGCUUACAGGGUGCCGUGGCCUCGGGGUCACCCUGUCUUUCUGUCUAACGGGGACCGAUGCACGAUGGUCAUCAUCCCACAUGGUCCGACCUCACACAUUACACAUAGGGUCAAACCAAGUUGCAACUAAGGACGAUUAUAUUUAUGAUGUGAUACAAAGAAGCACUUACUUGUGAUCUUUCCGCCCCCCCCUUAUUUUUUUUUAUUUUUAUUUUUUUAAAUAUAUAUAUACAAUGCCAUUGCUAUGGUGGGUAAUCCAUAUUGGAUAUAGAGAUAACAGGAGCAGUCCUCACUUACUGACAUGCAACUCAACUUAACUUCCUGUAUAUUACAGACUUGGACCCGACGCUCUUUUUUUUCAGUUUCAACGUUAGAGAAGUAAAAAAAGAAAAAAGAAAAGAAAAAACAAUCUAGAAUGCCUCUCGUCACUUUACAUUAAGAACUCCGUCAAAAAAAAAGAAAAGGAAAAAAAGAAUAGAUAAAAUAAAUAAAUAAAUAAAAUAAACAAAUGCAUAAAUAGAAAAAAAAACCAUUCCUUCUGCUGGGUCAUGAGAAAGUGCUGCUGCCGGUGUUGGGGACUCUGAAACAGUGGUUAAUAUACCUUGCUUUUGACACAGACUCUUGUGAGAUGAGAAAUCCUGACAACACAUCUCUAGAGACGGAGGUCUCACGGUGGCUUCAUGCAGCGACGCCAUGCACUUCCAGGCUCCUCUGGAAGGCCAUAUAAAAUAUAAACCAUAAAAUAUGAAAUGUGAACAUCACUCGUCGUCAAGACGUAGACUUCCCCUCGGAUCCAUUCCUACUUUGGAGUGAGGUGAAUAGAGAUGGUUCAGUGUCAGGCUUUUUUUCUAGCUAAGAGGACAUGACUGUUUUGUUAUUUUAUUUUGUUAUUUUGUUUUUUUCUCCCCUUUUCCAUUGCUGCAAAGAACAGUAUAGGGGGACUUUGCUGCUGUUUGACCUGCUGGGAUUUGAAAAGCAGGGACAUUGCUGUGCUCUUAUUCUAAUUUUGUAUUUUCACCUGGUUUAUAUAAUGAUACAUCCCAUGUGUUCCUACCGAUAUUUAGUUUAUAUCUAAAUAUAUAAACACCUAUUUUUCUAUAUUUAUGUCUUUUAUUAUCCUGGGAGUGGUGUGAUCAUGUAAUGUAAUCAGUCUUCGAAGUCGAAAUUAUUAUUUUAAUCUUGACUUUGGUCCGCAAAGAUAGCUAUUCUGUUCACUUGUACAAUGAAAACUAUUUUGUAACUUAAUCUUUUUUUCUUUUUUGUUUUGUUUUUGUAUUUAUACCCUACGAAUAUGUUUUCCCAGCACUUGUCUAAUCUACAAUCUAUACCAUAAAAUGACUAGGUAUAUGUAUAGUCUGAAACUGGAGCAUCUCCACCCAGCUCGAACUUCAUAGUCCACGAAUUGUGAUGAGAACCUAUUUCUAUGUGGGCCUACAAGAAAAGCCAAUAUUGACAGUCAAUCUUAUUACGGUUGUAUCUGUGCAUGACUUCUAUGUUUGUCACCUUCCUUUACUAUCAAUUAAUCUGAAUGGAUCAAUAUGGUAGUAUCAACAAACAAGACGCAAUACCAAUAAAAUGUUGUGAUGAGGGUUGCAAGAUGAUUAUCUAUGCAAAGGAGCUCAAAGAUAUGUUCAAAUUAGGAUUUAUCUGAAACCUAUGACCAACGUUUUCUGCGUAUCAUGGACUGUUAUGGCGCAAAAUGUAGAAUACUGAAGUCAAACCUGCAGCGGACUUUGCAAUACGCAUUAGACUGAUUGGGUUAAAGAUGCUUAUUAUCUUCACAUUAACGGGGGUCCAGUUUAUUCGACCAGGUUGAAAUUCAACUCUGUAUGUGUCUUAUGAGGAUUACGUUACCUGGGCUGCUCACAAUGACCUUUUCUUUUCAAAUCAGAGAAUUUAUGAUCUUAUGUAGAAGUACUUGGCUGCAUGUCCAUCCAGUCAGUUAUGAUCUCAUAUUGGGUAUUGCACUUAAUAUGCAAUAAUAUGCCCAUUUUGCUGUUCUACAGUAGACGGGCUCAGUUCAGCUCUGUCUGAAAUGACGGCAGUGCUGAUGUAAUGCUCAAACUAACCUGACCUGAAAGUAAUUUACAAAGCUGCUAAAGGGUGUCAAGCCAGAACCUUUUUAUGUUUUCUGUUCAAGCGGUGCACCGAGCCCGGAUGUAGACUUGAGACAGAGGAACAUACAAAUCUAUUUUACAUGUCGUUUACAUAAUUCAUCUUUCAGCGCAUUAAAUUAUAUAGUGUUUCUCCAUUAAGCUGGUGACAAGCUUAUGAAAACAGUGACCCCCUGUGAAGUUUCCAGACUAUACGCGUCAAACCCGAGGCCUUGCUUCCUCCAAGCACUUACUGACUGAGGCAGAUGGAUGCCUUUUUUUUUAUUAAGAAAAUCAUCUUUACAAACAAAACAAAAACAAGUUGAAGACUUGGCAUCACACGCUAAUGCUUAAUAUUCAUAUUCAGUAAACGUAAUAAAAGACAUGCCUUACUCCGGGUGAACUAAGGUUCAUCUUCCGGCCCAGAGGUAAAGCCUGACCAUGUAGACAUCCAUCCGCUGUGUCUUCGUCUUUAUUUGCAGAUGUAUUGAGGGGUUCUUCGGGGCCAGGUUGCUAGCCGGCGUUUUAUCCAGGCCCAGUUUGGCUGUGUGCAUGUUGUUAGUGAGGUAGACAUGAGCACAACUAAAGAUUUUCAUGUCAAAGAAAGUUUUACUGAUUUUUUUUUUACCGAUUGUGUAAACGUGGCUCACAGUCUCGGGCUUGGUUGGAUGAUGAAACGCAGUGGAAAUUACCUGUACCUGGUAUGAAUGUUUGAUGAAUCUGACCCCAGAAGCCCUCCUCUAACCUCAGCCCAACUUCUGGGUUCUUGAAGUUUGCUUGCCACCACUUCCGCUGUCCCAUGUGUGCAGUACAGAGCCUGAUGACUCUUUCAUGUUCUUCAGUUGUGAAGAACCUGGUCUGGAUUGACUGGACACUCUUUUUCAUUGACGUAUCCACCAUUAGGCCUCCAAUAUUAAUAAUCUACCUAAAGAUGUGUAUUUGUGCAAGUUUUCACACAUAAGCUUUGACGGUCCAUAAAGCUAGAUAUUCACUUUAGGCAAAUUCAAAAAAGAAAAGAAAAAAGCUGUCUUAGCCAAGGAUUGUACAUGUGGCACAUUUUGUGUAUGAAUUAAUUUUGUUAUCCAGCGUAUGCAGUUAUCACCUGUCUGACAUGCCGGUGAGGGAAAAGAGGUUAAAAUCCAUUGAAUGACUGCAGUUUGGAUCCGUUAGUGCUGUAUAGUGGACUUUAAAGAGAAGUGAGGUCUCCUUGUUUUAGUCUAGUGCCAACAUAUAGAGGUAUAGCUAACAGCUAGCGGCUAACGGUAACUGUAACUGAGGACAAGGCAGCACAAACCGAAUACACACCCCGCUAAACCUGGCAUUACUCUUCUUGUACAUGUUAUAUAUUUAUUUCACUGAUUUAGUGUAAUUUUAUUUUCAGCAUCUAAAUUAUUUUAUUUACAUGUUUUCUCAAUGAACUACCCUCAUGUACAAAGAAAAAGUCUAUCUGUUUCUGUUUGGAUUGAAAAUAAGGAGGUAAAUUAUUCCUACACAUGGGUCUGCUGUGUCUUGUUUUUGUACUUUUAAAUAAAGCUUUUUCUCAUUAAAAAAGCA